GUGAAAUACCGGGGGCGGGUCUUCUCUGAGGAUAGUCACGCUAAAUCCCGCGAUAUUUUCUUUUGUAUAUAGUGGCGACUUGCCCUUCUACAGGCCUCUUUGAAUCGGAUUGGAGACAAAAUGUCCCACCGUAAGUUUUCGGCUCCGCGCCACGGAUCGCUGGGCUUCCUGCCCCGCAAGAGGAGUCGUCGUCACCGUGGUAAGGCCAAGAGCUUCCCCAAGGAUGACCCCAGCAAGCCCGUGCAUCUGACUGCCUUCCUGGGCUACAAGGCCGGCAUGACUCACAUCGUGCGUGAGGUCGACAGACCUGGCUCAAAGGUGAACAAGAAGGAAGUGGUUGAGGCUGUGACCAUUGUGGAGACGCCUCCCAUGAUUGUGGUCGGAGUUGUGGGUUACGUUAACACCCCCCGCGGUCUGCGUUCCUUCAAGACCAUCUUCGCUGAGCAUGUCAGCGACGAGUGCAAGCGUCGCUUCUACAAGAACUGGUACAAGUCAAAGAAGAAGGCUUUCACCAAAUACUGCAAGAAAUGGCAGGAUGAUGAGGGAAAGAAGCAGCUGGAGAAGGACUUUGCUGCCAUGAAGAAGUACUGCCAGGUCAUCCGUGUCAUUGCCCACACACAGAUGCGUCUUCUGCCCCUGAGGCAGAAGAAGUCGCACCUUAUGGAGGUGCAGCUGAACGGAGGCACCAUCUCUGACAAGGUGGACUGGGCCCGUGAGAAGCUUGAGCAGGCCGUGCCUGUCAGCACAGUUUUCACCCAGGACGAGAUGAUUGAUGUCAUUGGUGUCACCAAGGGUCACGGAUACAAGGGUGUCACCAGCCGUUGGCACACAAAGAAGCUUCCUCGCAAAACCCAUCGUGGUCUGCGUAAGGUGGCCUGUAUCGGUGCCUGGCAUCCUGCCCGUGUGGCUUUCUCUGUGGCCCGUGCUGGUCAGAAGGGUUACCACCACCGUACAGAGAUCAACAAGAAGAUCUACAAGAUUGGCCAGGGCUACCACAAUAAGGAUGGAAAGCUGGUGAAGAACAACGCCUCCACAGAGUAUGAUCUGUCCAACAAGAGCAUCAACCCCCUGGGUGGCUUUGUCCACUAUGGAGAGGUGACCAAUGACUUCGUCAUGGUGAAGGGCUGUGUUGUGGGGACCAAGAAGAGGGUGCUGACUCUGCGCAAGUCUCUGCUGGUGCAGACAAGCCGCCGUGCCUUGGAGAAGAUCGACCUCAAGUUCAUCGACACCACCUCCAAGUUUGGUCACGGCCGCUUCCAGACUGUGGAGGAAAAGAAGGCGUUCAUGGGACCACUCAAGAAGGACCGUCUUGCCAAGGAAGAGACUGCUUGAAGUCGCUGUCCUGUACCAAUGUCUCUGCUGCAUUGACUGUCACCAUCAUAACUGUAACUCUGCAGAGUUAUUUAAUAAAAACCAAAACCCAAA
Molecule: messenger RNA, 1425 nt
Organism: Siniperca chuatsi (mandarin fish)
Lineage: Eukaryota; Metazoa; Chordata; Actinopteri; Centrarchiformes; Sinipercidae
Gene: rpl3
Product: ribosomal protein L3
Exons: 9
Coding region: 121-1332 (403 amino acids)
Biological process (GO): ribosomal large subunit assembly; translation
Cellular component (GO): cytosolic large ribosomal subunit; ribosome
Molecular function (GO): RNA binding; structural constituent of ribosome
Source: RefSeq, a predicted model, not a curated record